UUACACAGCUUUUUACGUUUUUGGGUGAAUUUAGUUUUACACUGCAUAAUAAAUAUGCCCCUAAGUGUUGCUAUGCACAAUGGUUGGGAGCAUUGGCCCUUAAGUGCAAUGUUGGCAUAGAUAUGGGGGGUUAGUGUUCUAAGAGGUAGGAUCAAAGGUUAGUUUUGGGGAUAGGAUUUCAGAGGUAAAGAGCAAAAAGAUAAUAAAGUUUAAUAUGGGAAAUAACAAUAGACGUGGGUAGUGUUAAAAGUCAGUGGCUUUAAAGUGAUACUGAUACUAAAUAUUUUCUCUUCAAAUAUUAAUAUACAUUAAUAGUUACCUAUAGGUCAUAUUGAUAAUUUUUCACUGAUAAUUCUUCUUUUUAAAGUAAUUGUUACUUGAAGUCCCUAAACCUGACUGUUUUGCCAACCAGACUGUCCCAUCUAAGACUUUGAGUUAGAGUUUCUAAUGCUUAUGGACUCCUGCUGCACAAAUAUGGCAGCCCCCUCAUAGAGGAACACGGGGGUAAGAAAGGGCUUUAAAUAAUAGCAGAAGCAUUUUGGAGGCAUUUAAAAGGGUAUAAAUAGGUGAUCUAGAGAAUUCAGACUCAAGAGCAAAAGAAUUAAGGGAGGUUGACAUAGCUAAUGUCUGUAGACCUGGCAGUCUAUUCGUGGAUGGAAUCUUUUUUGUUUUUAAGAAGCCAGCAAAGUGGUCACUAAGUGUGCUUGGGACAUCAAAUUGAUAAAGGGCACAUAGAUUAAAGGUGGCCAUACACAGGCCGAUAAAAGCUGCCAACAGACCAAAGUCCAGCUUCUUGCCCAUUGUAUGGGGCCCUCCAACAGGCAGAUUCAAAAUCUAGUCGGAUCAAGGAUCACAUUGGUUCAUUGAUGUUGUACUUGCUCCAACCUCCUGCAUUCCUGGUGUUGUGAUCCAAUUGCUGUAACUCCAAGUAUUUAGGAUUUGGGUUGAGUUAUGAAGGAUUUCAGCAGAAAGAGAAUUAAGUAUAUUUUGAGUAUCCAAGAACUCUUUUUGACUGGAAAAUCAAUGCACAUUACCUAGUAUAAAGGUAAUAUGAUAUAUUCUUUUCCGUUUUUCUGCCGAAAAAAAUACUUUAGGUAGCAUGAAAGGUAGAUGCUUGGAGCACAUUGGGAAGUGACCCAGAAGGUAGCAACCUCCGGUGUACUAUGAUAAAAGCACUAAUUAAGAAAGACUGACAGACAAAUGAUAAGCCGCAAUAUAUGGAGUCACAACGGAGUUCAUACUAUGCUAUUUAAAGAAGUUCAACAUGGACAUGGUCUAGAGGAUGCUGCUUAAUACACUCAUUGUUUUGCCAUGCACCUGAUCUGUUGGGAUGAAGCUUACAACAUAACAAUGUCUUUUACCCAUCACUUUUCACUUUUAAUCCAUAUUUACAAGCACUGAUUGCACUACUGUAGUGCAGGGGUUAUGCAGUCACUGAAUCAAGAUGUGUCAGAAUGUGCAAGCAUGGAAUAAACUGAUAAAGAAUUACAACAGGCUUCUGAGCUAUUGUAUGGACACACUACACUAAUCACAUUACCACUUCCAUUUUGGAACCCCUAGACAAUUAUUUGUUGUACCCCACCAACAAACAAUGAGCAGGAGGGUGGUAGAGUGUUAUGUCUUGGGUGGAAGGUUCUUUUUAUUAAAGCAUUAAAUAAUUCUAGCCAGGGGCUGGCUUAUAAUAAAGGAAUAUCAAGUUGAAAAUAAAAGUGUAACCUUUAAGGAUAAUAAAAAUCAAGUCUGCUUAACUGCAUUUAAAUAUGCUUGUUCGAAAAAGAUGAAAUUGGAAAUCAUUUUAGGUAUAAAGGUGCAGAUAUUUGAACACACUUGAUAAAUCACAGAUUAUAUAUAUAUUUUUACACUUAUAUUUUAUGCAUCUGCAGCACUUUAGACCCAAAAGUAUAACAAAAUCCAUGUUGAUACUGCACAAUGCAUUUGUUUUGUGGUGCAGACUAUGAGGGUUUGCACAAUUAAUGUUCCCUGCUGCUUUUUGUGUUUUUUAAUCCUUCUUGGAGGAAAGUUAUCCCACAUACUUGGCUCUGAGUUGGCAGCUUAUCUGCACCUGCAUGGGGUACUCUGAUGGGCCUACCAAACUGAUAUUUGGCCAAAAAUUGGCCAGAUAUUGUUCAGAAAGGCUUGACAGGCAUUGACUGAUUAUGCGGUUCUUGUCUCAAUGGCCUGUAUACCCAUUGUUGUGCAAUUGUUUGUUUGCUAAAUGGCACUUAGCUUUUAAGAUUUGGGGACUCCAACAAAUCCUCCAAAUCUUGAGUGCCAUUUAGGGGCAAUGAUGUAUUUAGUAUAUUGGAUAUUGCUGAAAGUACUACAGCAUGACUGAUAUGAUAGAGUCCUUUACAACCUUGUUGUUAUAGGCUUGAACUCAAAAUGUCUGGUUCAAGUCAUCCUGAUGCAGUAAAGUGAGUGGCACAGCCAAUAUAAGCUACCUGCUGGUUGCUUCUAAUAUGAUUAAAGAAGGUACAAUACUUUGAUUGAUAGGUUGAUAGGGUAACAUAUGAUGCAGCGCUAAUAGAGACAAAAUAUCAAGUACCCUGGGUAUGUAUAUCUACAGUGCACUAGUGCAUAUCUCCUGGGAAGUUUUUUCCAAGUUUAUUUGCCUCAAAUGUAUAAUUAGCAAUGUACAAUUAUGCCACACAUAUUAUCACAUUGCAGUUUAGAGGCUGGUUUACAAAGGUGGUGCAAUUGCACAAAUAAUAAAUAUCUUCGUGUCAAAUAGUGCCUGCAGUUGUGAAAAUAGGCAAGUAUGGCCCUAAGCAAAAUGUUGAAACAGAUCCAGAAACCUGAGUUUUAUAACAACCGCUGAACGUCCAUUUAAAUAUAAUUGUUUGGGCCUUGUACAAUUUUCACAGGGUGAGCUGUAGGUAUUUACAAUGACUGUUGUGUCUGAAAACAUGUGGCAUAUAAAUGGCAAGACCAGGUGGAGAUUGGUGCCAAAGUAACAUUAUUCCAUAAAUCUUUGCAGUGCCCCAGCUUAUUCAAUAAUCCAUAUAGUGUGCUAUUACUAUGGGCAGCAAGUUAUGCUAUCAUAUAUUGCAGCAAGUUAUGCUAACUUAUAUUUCAGCUUGUGGGAUUUUUGUGUGCAGUGUAGCUUUGCACAAUGAAAGACAACGUAAUGCAACCAUAGGGCAUAUUUGGUCCUCACUUUCUCCCAAAGUUCCCAAAGUAUUCCAUGAAGUUUCCUUAGUGUAAAAAAGAAAUACACAUUAUACACAACUAAUUGCAGUUAAGAGUUUGCAGUAUUUUCUCUAAUACUUAAAAAAUGCAGGUAUAAAAAUGGCAUUAGGAUGCAUGUGUUGCUUUUGUAGAACUGUUAUAGAAAAUGCUAAAAAUGAAUGUAUUCCCUAGAUUGUCUUUUAAAUAUAUGGUAUCAGCGGACCUGCUGUAUACUAAUGAGUUAAUGAGCAGAGCCUAGUGAAAAAUGCACAAGGCUCUCUUAAUAUGACACCUUAUCUUAUGUCAUCAUCACAAUUGUUAUAAAAGGGUAAGUCCGCCUGCAGCAGAGGAAAACGUGCCAGUCUGCGUGAGCUUGUGCAACUGAUACAGACAAGGAGAUAUCAUGCAUCACUAAUGAGGAAAUCUCAGCCAAGCAAGUCACUAGCACAUUUUCCAAAGCCUCAAAGGCAACUGAAGACUGAACAACUUAGUCUCUUUAACUCUCAGCUCUGACAUGGUAAUAAUCCACGCUCAAUGAAAGAUCGAAAUAGUCUGCAAAGAAACUUAUUACUAAGAUGCCAUAAGAGUGAAGGUCAGUAUUCUGGAUGCGUUUCUGGCUGCCAAGCUACACUGAGAUGAACAUUGGGGGAAAUCUCACUUUAAUGAUACCUUGGAACAAAUUCCUCCUGUGCACACUUCUGCUGUCUCUCCUCGGUAAGUAUUCCACUACAGUUUAUUUACAAACUAGGACAACAUUUUGGGGUGCUAUGACUAUAAUCUGGGACCAUGCUGUGGGUUCCCCAGCUUCUAUAGAACUGAACCCCAAAAGACAGGUCAUGCAGGCAGAUGAAGUUCAACGACAACUGGAGGACAUCAGGCUGGACAUUUCUCUCCUUUCAUAUUAUGAGAAAAGAGGGUCCAUUGCUGCAGUUUCUGGUCUGAAAUCGAGGACAUCAAUAAACGGGUUUAAUGCAAUUCGCCAGAAAAGAGAUCUCUUAACAGCAGAGAAAUAUGAACCUUCUUCUGGAGCUCGAUCUCUUAGGGUUUUUACAGAAACUUUUAUUCCACAAGAAGGUUCUUGCCCUCACGCAUGCCUCAAUGGAGCACAUUGUACAGAUGCUGGUGUUUGUGACUGUGAAAACUUUCAGGCACAGGGAAACAGGUGCCAGUUUGUACCUAACACUGGCAAAGAGAGAGAAGGAAUCUGUAAAACCUGGGGACAGUAUAAUUUUGAAACAUUUGAUGGAAUCUAUUUUUACUACCCUGGAAACUGUUCCUACAUUUUUUCCCGAGACUGCAGCCAGCCUGUGCCUCUGUAUACUAUCUGGGUCCACAACAGUCCACAGUGUGGAGGUUCAGUGUAUACAUGUGCCCGCUCAAUCAGCAUGUUCUUCUCAAGCCACGAUGAGAUCACUGUUUCCGGUUAUGAAGUCAGAAAAGGAGGAGUACGAUUAGAACUUCCACAUACAAUUGAGAACAUUUUUAUUGAAAGACUAGCUGACUAUAUUUUGGUAAAAACAACCUUUGGAUUUUCCCUUGCCUGGGAUGGUGAAACGGGUGUUUAUAUCAAAUUGUCAGAAGAUCAUAAAGGCAAACCAUGUGGACUGUGUGGAAACUUUAAUGGAAAUUGGUCGGAUGAUCUAACAAUGCAGCACAGUGAUUCUACAGAAGACAUUGCCUUAUUUGCUAACAGCUGGAAUGUCCAGACCCCAGAAGAACCCAAUUGUGUGGCCACAGAGUCUGAUUACCCUAAUCCAUGCUCUUCUCAUGUUCCUUAUUUUCAGGAGGUCUUUCUCAAGUGCCAAGUUCUGCAACAGUUUCCUUUCAUGAGCUGCCAUGAGACCAUAGACCCAUACUCCUAUAUUGCUAGUUGCAUGAAUGACCUCUGCAAGAAAGAUGAUGAAGAAACCUACUGCCGAGCUGUAAUGGAGUAUGCUAGAGCAUGUUCUCAUUCAGGCUUUCCCAUUCGAGACUGGAGGGAUGACUUUCCUGCAUGCACUGAGAAGUGCGAAGAUAAUUUUGUACACCGUGACUGUAUUAGCUGUUGUCCGCCAACUUGCACAUAUGAAAAAGAAUGCUUGGGAAGCAACCUCCACUGCCUGGAUGGCUGCUAUUGUCCAGAUGGUUUGAUUCUCAACAACGGCUCCUGCGUUCCUGUGACCAGUUGUCCAUGCAUCUAUCAUGGAAUGGCCUACCCAGCAGGUUCUGUGAUUGAGCAAGAAUGCAGCAUGUGUGUUUGUGCUGGAGGCAUUUGGAAUUGCACGGAACAUGAAUGUCCAGCUGAAUGCUCUGUAAUUGGAGACGCGCAUUUCACAACAUUUGAUGGCCGUUAUUAUACUUUCUUGGGUACAUGUCAGUAUAUCCUUGUAAAAGGGAUUGGAAAGGAAAAAUUUACCAUCACUGUGCAAAAGACCUUAUGUGAACAGAACUUUGACCAUGCCUGCAUCCAAUCAAUUACACUCGUGAUUGACGAAGACAUAAAUAAACAAGUGACACUUUUCAGAGAUGGAGAAGUCCAAUAUGGUUCCAAUCAGGGUUUUAUCAUAAACGGAGAGAUUGAAGUUCGGAAUCUGUCCUCAAUGUUUGUGCAAGUGAAAACUAAAUUUGGAAUAAGGCUGCAGUUUUCAAAGGGUGGAGACAGACUUUAUAUUAAGGCAAGUAGUGCCUGGAGGAGAAGAACCUUGGGCCUUUGUGGAACAUUUAACGGCAACCUAAGAGAUGAUUUUUUGUCUCCAGCAGGGAUGAUUGAAGGAACUCCACAGCUCCAUGCUAAUGCCUGGAAGAUAUCAUCUGCUUGUGUAACACCAGUUAACAUCCCAAUAGUGGAUCCAUGUGACAUAAAUAUCCAAAAUGUUGGUUUUGCUGCACACUGUGAUAUCAUCAAUCAAGAGCUGUUUGCACCGUGCCAUACAUAUGUGAACCCGGGCCAAUAUUACCAGUUAUGUCGGUUUGAUGCAUGCAAAUGUGGAAGCAGCUGCCUAUGCAAUGCCCUUGCCCACUAUGCCUAUGUCUGCAACAAGCAUGGGGUCACUGUUAAUUUCAGAUCUGAAGUUUCUUUCUGUGGGGUCAUAUGUCUUCAUGGAAUGUUAUACCAGCAGUGCACCUCAUUCUGUGGACGGACCUGUGCGUCUCUUACAUCUGGAGAAGUCUGUAGUGAUGAUGAAUGUGUUGAGGGAUGCAACUGCCCUGAAGGAAAAUACUUUGAUGAGUCAGUAAACUUUUGUGUUGGAAUAUCCAGCUGUCGAUGCUACUACAGAGGCAAAAUGUUUCACCCAGGGGAAGUCAUGUUAAGGCAUGCUGGAUCUUGCCAGUGUUUGAAUGGAACAAUGAAAUGUACUGAAACAGCUACAUCCAUAGCAGGCCACACAUGCCCAGAUGGAAAAAUAUACUUUGACUGCCGAAAUCCCAUACCUGGUUUUCCAUCAGCUGGGGUUAACUGUGAAGCCACUUGUGCCAAUCUGGCUAUGAAUUUCACAUGUGUGCCCUCCCCACCCUGUGCCAGUGGAUGUAUUUGCCCAGCAGGAAUGGCAGAGCACAAAGGGAAAUGUUAUGUACCAGACAGCUGCCCAUGUACAUGGAAAGACAGGGAAUAUCUGUCAGGAGAAGCUAUCUCUACACCCUGUUAUACAUGUGUAUGCAGAAGAGGGCUCUUCAACUGCACCAGUUACCCCUGCCCAUCAGUUUGUACCGUGUACGGAGACCGCCAUUAUUACACUUUUGAUGGACUCGAGUAUGAUUAUGCAAGUGACUGCCAAGUCUAUCUAGUCAAGGUAAGUUCACAAGAUGCACGUGAGGCAUUCAGUUUCCACUGGAAGGAUGAUGGCCAAUGGAAGAGUGUGGACAAUUCCAAUGUUUCAGUCAUUGCCCAGAAUAGGAAAUGUUUUGACAAUGACAUUAUUUGCUCCAAGAAUCUUGUCAUUUCUUUGGGUGACACAGACAUUUACUUUGGUGAAACGUCGGGUGCCCAGAAGAUAUAUAGAAUGCAACACAGUUUAUACAGAUACGAACAUUGGAAGGCUGGUUUUUAUACAGUGGUGCACUUUCCAGAACUGGAAAUGACAAUACUCUGGGAUAAAAAAACCACAAUACAUGUCAAAGUAGGACCUCGGUGGAAGGGUAAAUUGGCAGGUCUCUGCGGAAAUUUUGAUAAGUACACUUCAAAUGAUUUCACAACAUCAAACAACAUGGAAGUGAGAAACCCCCAAGUUUUUGGAGACAGCUGGACAAUUGGACAGUGUAAAAGUUCAAAUGAGACAGUGAGACCUUGUGAGGUUCAUCAGAGCAAAUUUCCAUAUGCCAAAAAGGAGUGCUCAGUUCUCUACAGUGAUGUAUUUGCUCCUUGUCGCAAUGUGAUCGAUGUGACAUCAUUUGUGAAAAAUUGCCAUACAGAUACGUGUAACUGUAACCUGGGAGGGGACUGUGAGUGUUUGUGCACUAGUAUAGCGGCAUAUGCUCACAAAUGCUGUCAGCAAGGAGUAUCAGUCCACUGGAGAUCUCCCAAUCUAUGUCCCUACGACUGUGAUUACUAUAACCAAGGCCUUGGAGAGGGUCCUUACAUUCUUUCCAGUUGCGGAAAUAAGGAUAUUGUUUUAGGUGUCAAUGUUACCAGCAAACAUUUAUUUCCCGUGCCAAGAAUGAGUGCACACGGACGGGUUUUGUUUAAUUUCAUGAUAACACCUGGACUUUUCAAAGAUAAGGACCUAUCCUUGUCACUUGUCUCGUUGGAGUCUGCGGAAAGGCCAAACUAUUUCCUGUCUGUUUAUGAAAAUGACACUGUUCAGCUGGAACAAUGGGAGGCAAAUUCAUUGUUUCGUAGAAGGGCAACGUUUUUCCACCAUCAAGGCCUUUGGAUUCCAGGCUUUAGUGCCUUUGAAUUGCACAGCAAGAAAGGAUUUUUUAUUGUGCUCACUGCUACAGAAGUUAAAGUUUCCAAAUAUGACAAUUCAGAAGAGUUCAAACUUUCAAGCAGCUUUAAAAUUGAAGAGAUCGUUGCAGCUGUUCCAUACAGGAGAAUGUGUGAAUGGAAAUAUGAACCAUGCGCCAACCCUUGUGUCAAAACCUGCAGUGAUCCAAAUGCCACAGCAUGUUCAUUUCUCCCUCCGGUAGAAGGAUGUGUCCCAUACUGCCCAAUUAAUAUGAUUCUUGAUGAGGUCACACUGAAAUGUGUCUACCCAGAAGACUGUGUUCCAGUUACAACAACUGAUUUGCCAGUUCCAACAAAACCAAUAAAGAUAAGACCAACAGUUACAGCUUCUUAUGUGGAAACAACACCUUCAUCAAUUCCACUUGUUUCAGUUUCCCUUGAACCACUCUCGACUGAAAGCCCAUUACAUUCUACAAUCCAGGACUCCUUUAACACGACAAGCAAAAUUCAAACAAGUUAUCCAGGGCUAACAACUGCAAGUACAAAAGCACAGCAUGAACUAUCUACACAAGAAACAGAGCAAUCAACAUUAGGUGUGAGUCCUACAAUUCCAACAACAACGCCAAUUAAGUCUUCUUCAGAUGUCCAUUCAGUUUCCUAUCAUACGCUGACUCCUUUUCCAACUGUUACAAGUGCGCCUCCAGGACCAGCUCUUGACACAACCAAAACACCAACAAGGAUGCUGGGCCCAUCCUCCCUGGGUCAUUUUCUACUGACAACAAAGUCUGUGACUGUAUCUCCCUAUCCACCCUGGAUAGAUAGUACUUAUUUAUCCACUCAAGAUUUAUCAAAAUCACAAUUUCAGUCAAGUCAAACAUCACCUAUUGAAACAACAGGAUCUUACAUGUUAUUGUUAUCUACUAAAUCAAUCACCCCCAUAAAUAUGUCUACUACUCUUACAAAAUUCACAUCUCUGACAAAGCCUGUUGAUGAAGAAGCCGGUCUAAGUGGACAAACCACUUAUAAUGUAACUGAUAUACAACAAUUUACCAGCAUUCCAACAUCAUUAUCAAAUAUGUCAUUAUCUUUAACGUCAACUCAGAAAAUCACCACUGAUGUUUCUCAAACCACAGGGACAACAGAAACUCCUUUUACAUAUGUACCUCCAUUAGUGACACUCUUAGCCACAAGUUUUAUAAGUCCAACACAGUCUGUUUCAGCUGAACGCCAAACUUCAAAGGCUGUUACACAAACUAAAAUGACAGAGAGAAAGGAAGAAAUCUUUGCUUCAAUAACCUCAAAAAUGCCUUAUUUCACGGAUGGUACAAGCUUACCCACAUUUUUGCAGACUAGUACCAAUAUUUCAAAAACUGAUUUUCCACUGCAAAAUACUACCUCUGUUACAGAUUUAGACAUGCCCUCCAUUUAUUUGCAAUCAACUAUGUCACCAUCAACCCCAAAACAACCAGCUUAUAUUCCAUCAGUUUCUUCACAAGUCUAUACUAAUACUUCUGCAGAAACCACCACUCCUUUGAUUUCCAGUGUAACCAUUAUUCAAGGUACUACUGUAACUCUGAGUACUAAAAAAUUCCCAAAAAGUACUGAAUCAGCUGCAAAGACUUUCCCUCAGUUAAGCACUAAAGAAGUUUCCAGUACAAAAUUCCCUACUCCGGGUAUGCAGUCAUUAGAUACAAUCUCAGUUAUGAAGCCCUCUGAGAAACAAGAAGUAACAAUGGCAGUAACAAGUCAUUCAAUAGUUCCAUCUACAACAUCUUCCAAAGAAAGUUUUUCUACAUAUUUUCCUGUUUCAGUCUUUGAAACUUUGAAAUCUUCUUACCCUGUGAGUUCAUCCACACCUUUAGCAGAAUUAGCCAAAAUUACAGCAUCUACAACCAGUCGUUUCAAAGUUGACACUGAUUUGAUUUCAACUGAAAAGGACAGGGAGACAUCACAAGCUCCUACAGUACAAUUAUUGACAACAACCGAGUCAGUUGUCACACCCACCACAGAAUCUGCAAUCAGUUUUACAACAACAACAACUGAAAGGGUUUUGGAUAUAACUUAUACACCCAAAUACAAUGCAAGCCAAACUAGGGCAACAACAGAAGAACAGCCAUAUACAUCAACACCAUUUGAGUCUACUGAAACAUCCUCAUCUUUUACUGAACAAAGGCUAAAAACUGUUAGUGAGCCUGUUUAUACUUCUGAACCAGCAAACAGAACAACUUUUGAGAGAAUUUCCCAACAGACAACUUCCGAAACCCUUUCUAAUUUUACAGAGUUCACACAAUUUGGAAGUACUCCAGAAAUAAUUGUGUCUGGAUCUUCUGUUGCUCCUAUUCUUGAAACAACAAGCUCAGAAACAGUUACUGAGAUAUUCAUGAAUUACACUGCAUCUUCUGAGUAUUAUUCAUAUGGCACCAUGGUCCAUACAAGCGGUGCCUCAGAAUGCAUGCCAAGAUACAUCGAAUCCCUGGACCCAUGCAGUCAAUAUGUCUGUAUAAAUAUGGGUUGGAUAUUGUACAAUGUUUCAAGUAACUGCCACAAAAAUGUAGAGAAGCCAAAUUGCGGCUUUCGUGGAAUGCCUGUUCAAGUGAAUAGUGAUAGUUGCUGUCCAGAAUGGGAGUGUCCAUGCCAGUGUUCUGUGCUAUCAGAACUGAGCAUCAUCACAUUUGAUGGAAAUAAUAUUGCAUUGUAUAAUGCUGCUCCCUACAUCUUAGUGAGACUUCCAAAAGAAACUAUUGUAGCCCACAUUGAAAAAUGCCCUCCGAGUCUUAGUGUCAACUCAAUAAGAAAACUGGUUCCUGCUGGAGGCACCUCUGGACUUUGUUUUAAAAAAUUAAAUGUGACAACAGCACAUUUCCAAGUCCUCAUAAACCGUUUAGAAAGAAAGGUAGAAGUGAAUUCAAUCAUUCAGCCUGUGCCUUUCUCAAAACAAGGACUCUGUAUUCAAGAUACAGGUGCAAUGUAUGUCAUUAACACUCCAGCAGGCAUCAACAUUAAGUGGGCUCAUGUCACAGGCAUCAUAGAUAUACAGUAUGGUCUACAUUCUAAUCUUUCAACCAAAACAGAGGGACUUUGUGGUAUUUGCAAUGGAGAUCCAAGUGAUGAUCUGAAGAUGCAAAACAGAACAAUAAUUACCAACAAGGAAGACAUUGAAGCUUUUAUCAAAAGCUGGGAAAUUGAGAAAUCAAUUGAUGUUACUACAAGACGUCCUAUAAGAAAUUGCACAGAGGAUAACUGUACUUAUUGCCUAGAACUUUUAAAUAGAAAAGCUUUUUCUCCAUGCCACAGGAAGGUUUCACCACAAGACUUCUGUGAGAAGAUGUGGAUCAACAACACAUAUUUUUUAAACUAUGAAUGUGAUGCUCUUUCUGCAUAUGUAGCUCUGUGCAACAAGCACAAUAUCUGCAUUCGAUGGAGGACCAAAGAUUACUGCUCACUGACUUGUCCAGAAGGGAAGGAAUACCAAGCUUGUGUGCAACCCUGCGCGGCUAAAACCUGCUUAAAUAAGUGGUAUUAUGAAGAAUCACCCUGUUCAUAUUUAAGGGAAGACUGUGUAUGCCAAAAGGGAACCAUACUUCAUAGAACUGAUUCAGAGCUCUGUAUUCCUGAAGAAAAAUGUGCAUGUACUGAUAAUGCAGGAAAUCCACAUUCACCGGGAGAAGUCUGGAAUUCAUCAAUGAAACGAUGCUGUAUGUCUAAAUGCCAAGAAAAUGGAACCAUUGUAGCUAUAGAACCUGACUGCAGCCAAGAGUCCGUGCCAACUUGCCAACGGAAGGGCGAGACACUUAUUAGUGUUAUUGAAGAAGGAGAGUGCUGUCCUAAAAAAGUGUGUGAGUGCAAUAUGUCUUUGUGUGAAACUCCUCUUACGUGUAAGACUGGUGAACGGCUGGUUGCUGAUUAUAAACCUGAGACAUGCUGCCCAAAAUAUACCUGUGAGUGUGACCUUUCUGCUUGCCCAAAAUCUUUAGCACCAAACUGCAGUGAGGACAAGAUCCUAGUGGAGGCAAGGCAAGAGGACCCAUGCUGUUUCACUUAUAUUUGUGUUUGUGAAUCCUGUACAGAACCUGUUCCAGUUUGCAGUGAAGGAGAAAUCCUUACCGUUGAUUUGAACACAACACACCAGUGUUGCCCUCAUUAUAUCUGCGUAUGUGAUGAAAAUCUCUGUUCUACACCACAGCCUCAGUGUGCGGCUGACACUAAACUGGUUAAAAAGGAAAGCCUUGGAAACUGUUGCCCAUCUUGGUCUUGCGAAUGUGACUGCGAAAAUGUGACAAAUAUAGAGUGCAGCCUGGGUGAAAUUCGGAGAAUUAAUGAAGACUAUAAAAGCCCAUGUGGAUGUAAUCAUUAUAUUUGCGAAAAACAAGAGGUCUGCAUCUUUCAGGGAAUCACAGUGCUACAUCCUGGGCAAUCACUGAUCCAAUAUGUGGAUGGGGAGCUCUGCUACACAGUACAGUGUUUACCUGAAAUAAAUGAAAAUAGUGGGUUCCAUUCCAUCAACAUUUCAGUUCUGAACUGCUCAAAACAGUGUGAAGCUAACCAAGUCUAUAUUCCAUCUCCAAGCCAUCAGAUGUGUUGUGGUACAUGCAGAAAUGUGUCAUGCUCCUUCUACAGUGAUAAUGAAACACUUGUGUUUUAUGAGGUUGGGGACACAUGGAUUUCCAACUGCACCAAAUUUGAAUGCACAAAGACCUCUGUAGGUGCUAUGAUACUGGGCUCUAGUGUGGUCUGUCCUCCUUUUAAUGACAGUGAUUGUCUGAAGAAUGGGGGCACUAUAGAGACCUACAAUGAUGGCUGCUGCAAGAUAUGUUCAAAGGAAGAAAAAAUUUGUCAGAAAGUAGCAGUUAGAACUACAAUAAGGAAAAGUGACUGUUUUAGCCAAAGCCCGGUAACUGUUGCAUCCUGUGAUGGGAAAUGUCCAUCAGCUACAAUUUUCAAUGUCAACCUUGAUAGCCAUAUAAGAUUCUGUAAGUGUUGCCGGGAAAAUGGAAUACAGAGUCUCACUGUGCCACUAUACUGCUCAGGAAAUGGUACGGAAGUGAUGUAUGUCAUACAAGAGCCCUUGGAUUGUUCAUGCCAGUGGAACUGAAUUUCGUGGAUGCUUGUCAACAAAUUUUCCUAACACCGCAAACAAUUUACAAAAAAUACAUUUUAUUAUAACUAAUCAUGUCAAAAAUUGUUAAAUAAAUUACAAAAUGUCAUUAAAUGUUGACCCAUUAAAAGUUAAUUGUAUAAGGGAGAUGAGUUUCAUAUGCCAAUUAAAACAAUUUUUAAGUAAAUAAAUGCUACACUCACAGGAAGAAUGACUAAUUUUUUUAAAAUGGGCACAUUUGCCCCUGUAAAAUAACCCAUAGCAAUAAUUAAAAAGUGUAGUUUCAUUAUUCUGCCUGUAAGAAACUAAUUAAUGCUACUUGCUGAUUGGAUAUUGCCAGUGCUCCCCCAAUGAACCCAGAUAAUAUAUUUAUAUUACAUGCGUAUAUCUGGUUGGAUUUAUUAAACAUCAACAUCAAACACACACCAUUACUAGAGGCAAAUUCAUCACCGAAAACACUGUAAGAAAACUUCAAAAACAUCUAAAACACAGGACAUCUUUAAAAAAAAUGUCUGACAGUCAGAAAUGUCUUUAUUAUACUAAACUUUUAAUAUAUUUGCCUCUAUGUUUUUUCUGUCUACAAUGGAGGAUAGCAUUAAUACACAGUAAUAUCACAUCAUGAUAGUGGAUAUUUCAAAGUGCAAAAACUAUUUUCAGCUUCUCCCGUUCAGUGUUAUACUUGAAUUUAGGGAAAUGGUUUUGUCAACUUUCCAACCUGAUCCCAGGUAACCUCCUUCUUGCAAUAUAUCCCUUCAGUCAUAAUAAUCAAUAUUAUUGUACAUAAUAUUGUCAAUAAACUGUAAGUAUUAUAAUUAAUGUAUGAAAGGAAACAUAAAAAUACUGGAUUGAAUAAUAAAUAUUACACUAAAAUACAAAAAUAGUAGCUCACAAAGAUUUAUGAUUUUGGUGUCCAAUAAUAACAUGUAUGGUCACGUCGCAAUAUUGAUUUUAAAGCAUAUGCCACUGGACCAAUUCAUGUAAUAAAUCAAUAAAGUAGAAGGAUGAGUAGCUGAUGCUGUGUAUGUAUUCAAAUAAGAAAAUAAAAAAGGAGAACGUUGAAAAAAAUUCUGCAUGGCGUUUAAAUAGAAAAUACUUGUAAAGCACUAGGAUUGUCGCCUUAAAGAAAGUUAAACAAUUACUGGAAAUACUGUUGUGUAUAUCACUUUGCUGGCUAAAAUUACUGCUAGACUGUUACUGCAGAAAAAUUUAUACUUCAAAAUACUGUUGGCUAAUAGAUGGUUUGGAAUUAUGUUAAACAUGUCUUUCAGUAAAGCACUUUGAAUUAUUUUGUAUUUGUUUGGUGAAAAUAUUUAAAAACUCAUGACCAUGUUAUAAGAUGUUAGUAUUUGUCUACCAGUCAAGACAAUAAUCUUAAGGAAUAUUCUAUGUUGAGUUUUUUCCAUCAUUUUUUUUUUCAAAUAAAGGCAAUUUU
This is a messenger RNA of Xenopus laevis (African clawed frog), 14559 nucleotides long. It is a transcript of the gene otogl.L, whose product is annotated as otogelin ike L homeolog. The transcript has 59 exons. NCBI's taxonomy places the organism in Eukaryota, Metazoa, Chordata, Amphibia, Anura, Pipidae. Bases 3774 to 13124 code for a protein of 3116 amino acids. The record is from RefSeq and is a predicted model, not a curated record.